AUGCGCGCCGCCCUCCUUGCGGCAUCGCUCCUGCUCCUGCUCGCCCGCCCAGACUCCACCUCAUCACCGCCCACCACCACCGCGUACGACGAGCUCCGCCUCCGGGGCUUCCCGAGCGGCCUGCUCCCGGCCAACGCGUGUGCCUACACGCUCGAUCCCGUCUCUGGGGACUCCGUCAACCUUCACUCCAGCUGCCGCAUCGUGCUACCCGCGGGGAGCUACCUCGCCACCUUCAGCGACGCCUCAUGA
Molecule: messenger RNA, 249 nt
Organism: Miscanthus lutarioriparius
Lineage: Eukaryota; Viridiplantae; Streptophyta; Magnoliopsida; Poales; Poaceae
Source: the annotation of a GenBank genome assembly